AUGUUUGGUGCUUCCCGACCUGCAUUCGGCAACACGGGAGCUCCAGCCUUCGGGCAGCAGCAGACUGGAUCUUUUGGUCAACCUCAGUCAACGACCAAUGCGUUUGGGCCCUCUACUGGGACCAACGCGCACUCAGGGUUUGGCGGGUUCGGCAACACGCAGCAGCAGCCUGCAGCGUCUCCAUUUGGUAUGUCCACGCAACCACAACCUGCGAGUGGGCCCUUUGGCCAAGGAACAUCCUCGGUAUCGAACCCUCCUUCCCUGUUCAGCGGUAACGCCAGCGGUGUUGCGGCGUCAGGUGGGACUGGAAUCAAGCCUUUCACGGCAUACACGGAAAAGGACGCCACCACCGGUGGAACAAAUGUUUUUCAGUCGAUAACGUGCAUGCCGGAGUACAAGAGUUUCUCCUUUGAAGAGUUGAGAUUCCAGGACUACCAGGCGAACAACAAAGUUGGUCAGGCGGGGGGCGGUGUUGGCGGGGGUGUUUCUUCAGCCUUUGGGGCGCCAUCCGGUACUUCGCCCUUCGGUACUAACAGUCAAGGCACCUUUGGUGUAGGUACGACAAACGCAGCGUCUACAGGAGGACUCUUCGGUCAGAAUAACGCCAAUACAAACAAUUCACCAUUUGGCCAGACUUCUACGAGCAAUGCCUUUGGGCAGCCUGCCAACUCGCCUUUUGGCCAGUCAAAUACCACUAAUGCAUUUGGUCAGAACACUGGCAUGUCCACCAACUCACCAUUCGGCCAAGGCAAUGCUGCAGCCAACUCUCCUUUUGGAAUGAACAAGACCUCCACGACCAGCACUGGUGGGCUAUUUGGACAGCAAAAUACCACUGGUGGGUUCGGGCAAGCUGGCGCAACUGGCACUGGACUUUUUGGACAGAGCGCCGGCACGAACACUUCGACCCCAUUUGGCCAGUCGAAUACCUUCAACCAGGCUGGAACCACUUCUGCUGGUGGUUUGUUCGGUCAGAACACGAACAGACAGCAGUCGGGGAACCUUUUUGGCUCCACGAAUCAGCAAAAUGGCAGCAUGUUCGGUCAGAAUAACCAGACCACCACCGGCGGUCUUUUUGGCUCCAACCCAACGAACACAUUUGGUCAAAACACUGCAUCUGGUAACCUAUUUAAUAAGCCUGCCACAACAGGAGGUGGCCUUUUUGGGCAGAAUACCACUCAGCCAAGCGGUGGUGGCCUGUUUGGGCAGAAUAACACAACUAAUGCAUUUGGGCAGUCCAAUCCGUCUUCUGGCGGUCUUUUUGGGCAGAACAAUCAAUCUAUGCCACAAGGCGGAAUGUUAGGUCAAGGCACGCAGCAGCAGAACGGCUUCAUAGGUCAGUCGAACCAACAGCAGCAAGGUGGUCUUUUUGGCCAAAAUAUGCAACAGUCUCAGCAGCAAGGCGGCUUAUUUGGCCAAAACAGCGCGAACAAUACAUUUAGACAGAAUAACAACACUGGUGGGUUGUUUGGAAACAAGCCUGCUGCUGCAGGUGGUCUCUUUGGCCAAAAUACUACGGGGAGUACUUUCGGUCAAUCGAACAAUUCUGGGGGACUAUUUGGCCAAACAAAUAACCAACAGCAGGGGAAUGUGUUUGGUACUAAUAACCAGCAGCAGGGUGGUUUGUUUGGGCAGAACAAUAACCAGCAGGGUACCGGACUCUUUGGCCAGAACUCUAACCCACAGCAGGGUAAUGGCAUUCUAGGGCAAAAUAACCAACAACAAUCUGGUGGGCUGUUCGGUCAAAAUUCGAACCCACAAAACAACCAGCAGGGUGGGCUUUUUGGGUCGAAACCCGCCAAUACCACUGGAGGUGGCCUGUUCGGCAACAAUUCAUCAACCACAGGUAACGGGCUUUUCGGCGCAAAUAACCAACAACAAACACAGCAGGCCGGUGGACUAUUUGGUAACAACAAUGGCCAGUCCACCACCGGCAGUGGUGGAUUAUUUGGCAAUAAGUCUGCCGGUGCAUCUGCAGGUGGUGGACUAUUCGGCAAUAACACUACCCAAACGGGCUCAACCGGCGGCGGCCUUUUCGGUAAUAAUACGUCGACCGGCAACACAAAUGGGACUGGGGGCGGUCUCUUUGGAUCAAAGCCUGCUGACGCGUCUUCGGUAACUGGGGGUGCAUCUGGGGGUCUCUUUGCACCUAAGCCAGCCGGCGCGGCUAGCGGCGGUCUCUUUGCAUCUAAGCCGGCGGCUACUACGACGGGCGGGCUCUUCGGAUCGAAACCUGCCGGGAGCGCUACUGGCGGGCUCUUUGGAAACAACAGCUCUACUUCCAAUAACACAGGCAUCGGUGCGCUGCAACAAUCCGGCAUUAAUGGUGCAGCUGUGGGCGCAGCGCAGCAAUCGAACCCUUACGGAACAAACGAGCUCUUCUCUAGGGUCAUCCUUCCGAACUCUCUCACGCAGCCUUCGAAGCCCAGUGCCACCAAGCUGAACGCGGACAACAAGAAACGUGCGUCAUUGACUAGUGCUUACCGUCUGGCGCCAAAGCCUCUUUUCACCGCCAAGUCGAAGCCCGCGACGGCCAUGCCCGGCACAUUGCACAGGAAAGCGUCGCUCUCCACGUCGCAGGAGUCGCUCCGCGAGAAAAUACCGCCGUCUACCGGCUCGACGGUGUUCAGCAGCGAGACCGACGAGAUUAUCCUUGCCUCCUGCCACAAGCUUUUCAACCCCGACAAGAAGUCGUUCAAGAACCUCGUGCUCAACCGCAAGAAGAUGGAGGAUGCAGGCGCGGGCUACGAGGAGUCAGAACCGAAGCGCAUCACCUUCGCGCCCGCCGACCGCGAGCCCUCGCCCGCCGAGCCCGCCCCUGCCCCCGCCCCACCAAAGGACAGCCUGUCCGCCGAGCCCGCCCCUGCCCCCGCCGAACAGCCAUCGCCUGCGCCCGGACUCCUGGGCGACGACAUCGGCUUCGGCGACGACGGCUACUACAUCGCACCAGCCCUAGACUCUCUCGCGGCCAUGUCCCUGCUUCAGCUACGCCGUGUCUCCGGCCUUGUCGUGGGCCACCACCUCCACGGCCGCAUCGAGUUCCUUGCCCCCGUCGACCUGUCCAACAUCCCACUCCCUGCCAUCUGCGGCAACCUUGUCCGCUUCACAGAGAAGGUCUGCGAGGUCAGCUACGUCGGCUCUGAACCCCCCGCCCCGGGCGAGCAGCUCAAUGUCCGCGCCCGCAUCUCUCUCCACAAUACCUUCCCCACUGACAAGGCUUCGCGCCUCCCAAUCAAGGACCCCAAGCAUCCCAUCCUCAAGCGCCACAUAGAGAAGCUCAAGAAGAUCGAGCACACCCGUUUCGAGGCCUACGACGUCAAGACGGGCACCUACACCUUCAUCGUAGACACGCCGGUCGCCUAA
Molecule: messenger RNA, 3360 nt
Organism: Eremothecium gossypii ATCC 10895
Lineage: Eukaryota; Fungi; Ascomycota; Saccharomycetes; Saccharomycetales; Saccharomycetaceae
Gene: NUP116
Product: FG-nucleoporin NUP116
Exons: 1
Coding region: 1-3360 (1119 amino acids)
Biological process (GO): RNA export from nucleus; protein import into nucleus; post-transcriptional tethering of RNA polymerase II gene DNA at nuclear periphery
Cellular component (GO): nuclear pore; nuclear pore cytoplasmic filaments
Molecular function (GO): structural constituent of nuclear pore
Source: RefSeq, marked provisional